GAGGAGAGACGGUGAACGUAAUAGAACAGAUUCAGAGACCGAGACACCGAUAGGAAAGAAAGUCAUCAGGGAGGGAUUUCCACUCUCAGAGACUUAGAGAAUGUGAUAAGAAGCCAGAGGAUCAGAGAGUCAGGCCCGGGUAGACAGGAGUGUCAGAAAAGUUAGCAAGGGGGAGGGAGAUCAGGAAGGGAUGGGUAUGAAAGGAGAGACAGAGGGAGAGGAAGAAGAGGUUCACAAAGACAAGAUACAGACAAGGAAUACAGGCAUACAGAGGCAAAGGGAGAGAAAGGGACAGAACUUUGAGAUACACCAAAGAUGGAUGGAGGGAGAGUUUUCAAAGACCUAGAGAAGGGUGACAGCAAGAAGAGAGACAGUUGGAGGUAGAUUUGUUAGGAAAACGUAUCCAAAAUUUGACAAUAGGACGAAAAAAGAUGGUUGGGGGCCCUCUCUGCAUUUCCUAGCAUUGUAUACCAAGUAGUCUCGGAACUACCUUUCGAUCAGAAUCCAGGCUGCAAAUGCUUGGGGUUAGAGUUGUAUCACCCCUAGGACACUGAGCAGGAACUGAGACACCCGGGGCCGCUGCCCUGUAGGGCACUCAUUCGACUUUGGGCUUUUAUUUCAGUGUUCCUCAUUUCUUUCACCCUUUCUGUUCCUUCUUCCUCAUCUUCCUGGAACUACCUAUGUCAUCCUGCUGCUAGUUCCCUCCAUGAGGCAGAGGCAGGUAUGGCAGGAGAGGCCAAGAGGCUGCCAUUGUGGGCACAUUGGUAGCUACUGUGGAUAGGCCCUGGGGAGAGACCUCAUCAAGGUGCGUGGCUCAGGGAGGCGGAAUGAAGACAACUCCCCGGCUGCCAAUGUCGGGGAAGGCACCCCUUGGUGGGAUUGGCCUCCGCCACAGUGCCAAGCGGGACCGAAAGUCCAUCACCCUCCAUGUGAAGUUAGAGGUGCUCCGGAGGUUUGAGGAAGGUGAGAAGCUGACUCAGAUUGCCCGGGCCCUGGGGCUGGCCACCUCUACCGUCGCUUCCAUCCGUGUCAACAAGGACAAGAUCCGGGCCAGUUCUCAGGCAGCCACCCCUGUCAGCGCCACGCAGCUGACCCGCUGCCGGGGUGUGGUGAUGGGCCAUAUGGAACGCUUGCUGAGCCUAUGGAUUGAGGAGCAAAAGCGGCAGAACCUGCCCAUCAGCACACUGCUCAUCCAGGACAAGGCACGGCGGCUCUUUGUGCAGCUGCAGCAUGAGCAGGGUAAUGGCACUCAGGCUGAGACCUUUGGGGCCAGUAAUGGCUGGUUUGCCCGAUUCAAGGCUCGCCACAAUGUGCUUUUGACAGAUGAGCCAUCUGUGGCUGACACCCAGGCUGCUGCCCACUAUCCCCCAGUGCUGCGCACCAUCCUGGAGGAGGGCUGCUACUCACCAUGCCAGGUCUUCAAUGUGGACGAGACGGGCCUGUUCUGGAAGCGGCUCCCGGAGCGCAUGCUGCUGGCCCUGGAAGGGGCAGCCAGGCCUGGCCUCAAGGCCUCCAAGGACCACCUGACUCUGCUGCUUGGUGGCAAUGCAGCUGGUGAUUUCAAACUGAAGCCGCUGCUGGUGUACCCCUCAGAGAACCCGCGUGCCCUCAAGGGCUGCUCCAAGGCCAGCCUUCCUGUGGUCUGGCGCUCUAACCGCAAUGACUGGCUGACACCCAGCAUCUUCCAGGAGUGGUUUACUGGCUGCUUCUGCCCUGCCGUGGAGAGCUACUGUGCCAGCCACGGCCUCCCACACCGAGCCCUGUUGCUCUUGGAUGGCGCGCCCUGCCACCCUGCUCAUCUGGGUGGCCUCUCAGCCCACGUGCGAGUUGAGUUCCUGCCCAAGAACACAUCGGCCCUGAUCCAGCCUAUGAACCAGGGUGUCAUUGCCACAUUCAAGGCCCAUUACCUGCGCCGCACGCUCAGCCAGCUGGUCCAGGAGACAGCUGGGGAAGACCGGCCCUCUGUGCGGGAAUUCUGGCGCAGCUACACUGUUGUGACUGCUGUGGACAAUAUAGCCGAAGCCUGGGCAGAGCUGCAGCCUGCCACCAUGAAUAGUGCCUGGAGGAAGCUCUGGCCCGAGUGUGUCCCCUCUGGCACCCCCGAGCCUGACACCGUGCCUCAGCUCCGUCGCAGCAUUGUCACGCUAGCCAGCCAUGUGGGCCUUGGAGAUGCAGCGGAGGCCGAUGUCGCCAGCCUCCUGCAGGCCCAUGGGGAGCCCCCACCCCACGGCAGCCCCCAGGAUGCAGAAGAUGGGGACAUCAGCGGCUCUGGGUUGCCCUGGAAGGCAGGGAAAGUCUCGGUCUCCAGAAAACCAGAGCCAGAUUUCACAGAGGCUAUGGUGGGUGCGGGGACCGAGGAAGCUGAUGUGGGUGCUCUGAGCACCGAGCACCUGGCCCAGGCCCUGUCUCACUUUGCUGCUGGUUUACGGGUCCUCAUGGAGAAUGAUCCAAACCGGGAGCGCAGCCUACGGGUGUCCCGGGGUGUCCACUGUGCCCUUGCCCGCCUCCGGGAGCUGCACCGGGAAAGGAGGCGACAGGCCCGGGCAGCUGCAUCCUUAGGGGGCCCCAUGGCAGUGGCAACAAGGGCUUUGGCAGGAAACCUGCCCUUGCCCCAAGUGGGGCCCAUAGAGGGUGGGGAUGUGGCUAAGGGCACAGGUCAUAAAGGUCAGACCUCUGGCUGUCUUGUAUGAUUUGGGGUUGGGCUUGACCUCACAUGAUCUCUCUCUAAUGAUGUUUUGUUUCUGGAGGUCAGAUACUGCUACUUCUCCCCUAGAGUUCUCCUAUCUCAUGCUCUGUGGUCUUUGUAUAGUGACACACAGCUCGGGCUUGGGGAACAGAAGGGUAGUGUUCUCUGACUGGCAGAUGAACUGCAGGGCCCAGGAGUGCCCACCCAUGACAGGGACACAUCCUGUAGUAUGGUAGUUGCCCAGCACAGCCUGCCAGGGCAGCUUUUCUUGUGGUGAGGGGCCAGCACUGAGACCCACCUCUCCCAUUUUCCAAACCUGACCUCUUACUCCCUGCACCAUUGUGACCCUUCCUUGCCAACUUUAGAUGAGGGUUUCCUGCUCUCGGCAUGUCCUUUGUCACUCUCCAUGCCAUCCUCACCUCUUCCCGCUUCCAUGGCCUCUGUUGAUCUGGGUCUCUGUUACCUUUCCUGUGCCUGAGCACUUUGAUUCACUGUGGAUUUUGAUACCAGGGUUCACUUCCUUCAUCUGGAGAUGUUUUCUUCCCUGAGUUUCUGUGCUGUCGUUGUCUUGGCUUCCCUCUAGCCUUUGAGGUUGAGCCUUUUGUGGCUGUGAUGGUCUCCCAGUUCUGGUGCUCUUUGGAAAAUACCAUCCACUCCUAAGAGCUGUGAUCACCUCAGGGUUAACUCCCAGUGCAUUGGCUACAGCCCAGCCUCUCCCUGAGUUAGACCCAAAGCUCUGAUUCUGGUGGAGACCCCCACCCCCCAGUCUUAUUAUCUCCCCUAAUUCCAGUUUGUUUUCCUGUCCCCCAGACUGUAACAACAGGCAUCAUGGGGUGUCCACCUGACUGCAGAAACACCUCUUGGGUCACCAAAACACAGAUAGUCAGCAAGGGAAGGUGUUCUUGUGCUCCAGCUGGAUGAGCCACAGGUGGUGGGACAGGGAUGUCUGGGCUUGUGGACUCCUUUCGACACAGGUGUGUGCACACACACAAACAGACACGCAUACCAAGAAAUAAAGGUGGGAGGAAGGA
Molecule: messenger RNA, 3717 nt
Organism: Leptonychotes weddellii (Weddell seal)
Lineage: Eukaryota; Metazoa; Chordata; Mammalia; Carnivora; Phocidae
Source: RefSeq, a predicted model, not a curated record